CAGAAACAUUGCUAUUUCUCCUUGUCCAAGCAUUUAGCCGAUGCUUGAACAGGAUCUAGCUCAUCUACCCGAUGAUGUUCGAGAGCAGCUAGCCAUUCUCGAAUUGGAGCUGAGCGAAGGCGACAUCACACAAAAGGGCUAUGAGAAAAAACGAAACUUGAUCCUUGCGAAGUUCAAUAAAGGCUGUAGUGCAGGUCCAGGCCAGUCCAAAGGAAGCCCUGGAACGCGAGCACAUCGUCAACAUCAGCGGCGCCUUACUCGCGAUGAGGCCAGGUUUCAUUCGGAAAUUCGUCAGGAAGCUGUUCAGCAAGCACUAGCUGAAUACUCGCAGGGUUAUAAGGAACGUCCUAGUAUCGUUCAGCCGAUCAAGCGACUCACUGAGUCACGAGGUCGACAACACAGUCGAGCAUCUGAUUCGUCGUCGGAUGACGAUGACAGCUUAGUAGGAUCAUUGAAGCGAAAAAACCAAUCUAGCGGCAAGGUAAACGCAGGUCUAGGAGGUUCGCGAAACGGAAGCCAGGCUCCGCCAGAUGUUACUGGAGGUGCUGCGGUGGAAGCGAUGUUACGUCGAGUUCGCGAACAACACGAAAUCAAACUACAGAUUCAGCGGGAAGCAGAAUCUCGGCCAAAAGUGACGUCACCGAAAGGAGGCGAUGACGGCAAGGUCGAUAGAAAUAGUAAAAGAAUCGAGCAGAUCACAAAAAUUGAAGAUGACGUCGAUCAGGCAACACGGUUGAUAGAUGAAGUCGUCUAUGUGAACCAAGACUGCAUAAAGUUGGCUGACGAUCGAUCAUCCCCUACAAAUGCGGACAAUUAUCAGAACGCCGUUUUUUUGCAAAAGAAGUUGCCAAAGCUGUCACAAAAACUGCAACAGGUGGUGAAUUGUUUGCAGAGACCAAGCAGUCAGCCAUUGCAAGAGUAUUACAAGGACUAUGACGCGGAACUCGAAGCCGUGGCAAAAAUGAUCGACCCAGCCGCACCUCGACCCGAAGGGCAGUUGAUGACUCCCGUACGUGGCGAAAGCGCUGGAGCUACCGCUCAGAAUCAUCCGAGAAGUUUGGAUAGCGCCUUGCAUCGUUAUGGGACAUCUGCACCGAAAAGCAUUGCAGCAUUAGUUCUCGAUCAUGCUGGACGUCCAGGGCCGCAGAUAACAUACGGAAAGCUUCUGAGCAGAGCUAACAAGGUAGCCUUUAUGUUACUGAAUAAGACCAUUGCAUCGGGGAAAGACAAUACAAAGGUUCCUAUGUGCAAAGCUGGUGAUCGAGUAGCUUUGAUCUAUCCAAACACCGAGCCGCUAGCUUUCUUAGCAGCUUUUUAUGGUUGCAUAUUGGCAGGAGUAGUACCUGUCCCAGUGGAAGUGCCGUUGACGAAGAGGGAUGCCGGCAUACAGCAGCUAGGUUUUCUACUUGGUAGUUGUGGCGUAAAGAUUGCGCUGACCUCUGAGACUUGCUAUAAGGGUCUCCCGAAAAGCACAGUCUCAUCUACAUCUAGUCUUCCGAAAGCUACGGCUCCGUCUGGUUCUAGUUCGUUAACUGGAAGUUCGCAAGAAAUUGUCGAUUUAAAAUCGUGGCCGCGAUUAUAUUGGAUCAUCACAGAGCAUUUGGCGAAGCCUUCCCGAGAUUGGGCGGCACCUCCUAGAGUUGCCGAUGAGAGCAUUGCGUACAUAGAAUAUUCCUGUGAUCGCGAAGGUGCUGUGAAAGGCGUGUGCAUAUCACGACAGGCCAUGCUAGCUCAUUGUCGAGCUAUUACGGCAGCGAUGGACUAUAAACAAGGUGAAACCAUGAUCUGUGUACUGGAUUUCAAGCGAGAAGCAGGGCUUUGGCAUGCAGUUCUUGCGGCCGUGUUCAAUGGAAUGCGGGUCGUAUUUGUACCGUAUUCUUUGAUGAAGAUCAAUCCAGCAAGUUGGAUGCUCAUGGCGACAAAGUUGCAAGCUUCCGUUGCUUUGGUCAAGUCGCGAGAUCUUCAUUGGGGUCUCCUAGCCACUCGCGAUCACAAAGAUGUCAACUUAUCCUCUUUGAAAUCUUUACUGGUAGCUGAUGGAGCAAAUCCGUGGUCACUGUCAUCUUGCGAUCAGUUUGCUGCCACAUUUGCCGCACAUGGGCUAAGACCUGAAGCGAUGUGUCCAUGUUCCGGGAGUUCGGAAACGGGAACAAUCUCGCUGAGAAACAGUUUUAGGCGUACUUCGAGUGGAAGUGGUAGUAGCGGACGAGGAAUUUUGUCAAUGGCUGCUCUAAGUCAUUCAGUUGUCAGAGUGGACAAGGAGAACUCACUCACGAGCUUGACACUACAGGAUGCCGGUCAGGUUAUACCAGGCGGUUCUGUAGUUGUAGUAAAACAAACGGGUAUACCGAGGUUAUGUCGAGCAGACGAAUUAGGAGAGAUUUGCUUAUGUGCAAAUUCAACGGGUCAUGCCUAUUGGGGUCUAGAAGGCGUCUCAGCUGCGACAUUCAAGGCCGAACCACUAGGUGCAGACGAUAGGCCUCUAGGACCGAGACGCUAUGUAAGAAGCGGAUUGAUUGGCUUUAUGGGCCCAGACGGUCUUGUCUUUGUUGUUGGUCGUCGCACUGCUCAGCUUAGCGUAUCUGGACGUCAGCAUUCAGCGGACGAUAUAAUUGCUACUGUGCUCGCUGUGGAACCUAUGCGAUUUGUAUAUCGAGGUCGAAUAGCGGUAUUUUCGGUUUCUGUACUUCGUGAUGAAAGAAUAGUAAUUGUUGCUGAGCAAAAACCGGGUGCCAGUGAAGAGGAUGCUUUUACCUGGAUGUCACGAGUUUUGCAAGCCGUUGAUGCGAUACAUCAAGUAGGAAUAUAUUGCUUGGCACUUGUUCCAGCCAAUCAGCUGCCAAAAACUCCUUUGGGAGGUAUCCACGUGUCCGAGACGAGGCAACGGUUUGAAGCUGGAGAAUUGCAUCCGUCUACACUAUUGAUGUGCCCGCAUAGUUGUGUCAUAAAUUUGCCCAAGCCAAGAGAAGUACAAUCAGACAUUGGUCCAGCAUCAAUGCUUGUGGGUAACCUCGUGCAAGGUGUCAGGAUAGCUGGAGCACAAGGGCGAAGCUUGGUGCAAGAAGAUGACAUGAAUCUUCUCGAAAUUCUUCGUUCGAGGGCUUCAUCUUCACCGGAUCACAAAUUGUUCACGCUUGUCACGGCAAAAAAUCCUGAACAUGACACUGCGACCUGUGCCAGUUUGCUGAAGAGAGCCGAACGAAUUGGAGCAUUUUUGGUGGAACGAGGUCGUCUGAAUGCUGGCGAUCAUGUGGCGUUGAUUUUUCACCCCGGCAUCGACUUUAUUGCCGCGUUUUAUGGUUGCCUCGUUGCUGGUGUUGUACCUGUAUGUAUACGAGCGCCAUCGGCAGCAACGCUUCAAACAACUUUGCCGUCUGUUCGAAUGAUCGUUGACGUCAGCAAAGCUGUUGCUAUAGUGUCAAACACUGCUGUCUGUAAGCUUCUGAAGAGCAAAGAAGCUGCCCAUCGAGUAGAUUCCAAAGCAUGGCCUAUGAUUCUUGAUAUAGAAGACUCUCCAGCCUCUUGGAAAAGAAAGGCAAAUACGGAGCCGUCAGAACCCCUCCCAUCCGAUGCAUGCUAUCUGGAUUUCUCGGUCAGCACUACGGGACAGCUUGUUGGAGUGAUCGUCAGCGUAGGUGGAGCCUUGAGCAUGUGCAGGAGCUUGAAGGUUACUUGUGAAUUGUAUCCAUCACGUCACGUAGCUCUGUGUCUGGAUCCAUAUUCGGGACUGGGAUUCGCCUUGUGGUGCCUGAGUAGCAUUUAUUCUGGCCAUCAUACUAUACUUAUUCCACCAGCCGAAGUGGAAGCUAAUCCAUCAUUAUGGCUGACGACAGUAUCGAAUUUAAAAACACGUGAUACAUUCACGACGUAUGGUGUGCUUGGAAUAUGCAUACAAGAAUUAGCAACACAUGUACCAAGCCUCAAAGAUAAAGGAGUAAACCUAGCAUGCGUUCGAACUUGUGUGGUAGUGGCUGAAGAGCGGCCUCGAGCGAAUCUUGUAAACGCAUUCUCACGUAUAUUUGCUCCUCUGGGACUGUCUCCAAGAGCAGUAUCCACCUCGUUUGGGUGCAGAGUUAAUGCUGCCAUUUGCAUGCAAGGCGCUUCCGGUCCGGAUCCAUCAAGUGUUUAUGUUGAUGCACGAGCACUAAGAAACGAUCGAGUUACAUUGGUUGGUAAAGGGGCACCACACAGUCUGCUUUUGAUGGAAAGUGGAAAGCUCCUUCCUGGUGUAAAAGUAGUGAUAGCAAAUCCAGAAACACGAGGACAGUGUGCUGAUUCACACCUUGGCGAAAUAUGGGUUGCCUCACCGCAUAACGCGAUUGGGUAUUUCACGGUGUAUGGCGAAGAAACCAACCUCCACACUGACCACUUCAAUGCACGUCUUGCAUUUGGAGAUACCAUGACGAGAUUUGCGCGAACUGGUUAUCUCGGAUUUCUGAGGCAAACGCAAUCAAUAACGGAAGAUGGAGAACUACAUGAUGCAGUUUUUGUUGUCGGAGCUUUGGAAGAAACUCUUAUGCUCCGAGGAAUGCGUUAUCAUCCUGUUGAUAUAGAAUCAACUGUGUCGCGAUGUCACAAGUAUCUGGGAGAUUGCGCGGUCUUCACUUGGAGUCAUCUGAUUGUCGUUGUGGCCGAAUGUACAGGAGCUGAGAAUGAUGCUUUGGAUUUGGUACCCGCUGUGACGUCAUCGGUCCUCGAGGAGCACUACCUGAUUGUUGGAGUGGUCGUCAUUGUCGAUCCGAACACAAUUCCCCUGAACUCCAGGGGCGAGAAACAGCGGCAUUUGCUUCGAGAAAAUUUCUUACAUGAUCAGUUAGACCCAAUUUAUGUUGCAUACAACAUGUGACCGUCCUAAGUCAGUCCAGUUUUCUAGAGUAUAUCACUUUUGCGUAUUUUUCAUAUCACUGGUUGGCAAUAUCUAUAAUCAGUGACUAUUUGUCUAUUGUCAGCCGCGUAUUACCUUCUGUGACCUAAUUUUAUUUCUCUUCUCAGUUUCAUAUUGAAUAGCUUACUAGAUUAGUAUUUCCUGUUGUUGUGUUGUUGUACAUUAGUCAUAGUUUUCAACGCUAUGCCUUUGAUUUCACUGCUGUAUACAAAAGUACUUGCGUCGGCUAAGAGAAGCGCUUUCAAAAUGCCAGAUUUGCGCAUCGCGUCUUGCCUUAGAAAAGUAUUUGAUUCGCAGAAUUUAUCUUAAUGUCAGUUUUCUAAUAUUUAUUAUUGUUCUUGUCUUUUCGUUUCUUCAGUGUUGUCCAAAUGUAUGUAAAUUUGCUCAGUCUUUUGUGAUAGUCAUUUGUUUUCUUUGGAUUUCUCUCAAAGUCGCCCAAUCAUCAUCAUCAUCAUCAACAUCGUGGCCCAUACUGCCAACGUCUUUUAUAGCAUGUGAUCAUGAAAUUUUCUGAUGCUUUGAUUAAUGAGCAUUAAAUAUUUCUUGAAC
Molecule: messenger RNA, 5434 nt
Organism: Cylicocyclus nassatus
Lineage: Eukaryota; Metazoa; Nematoda; Chromadorea; Rhabditida; Strongylidae
Source: the annotation of a GenBank genome assembly